This is a messenger RNA of Drosophila novamexicana, 6514 nucleotides long. It is a transcript of the gene cut, whose product is annotated as homeobox protein cut. Bases 74 to 6430 code for a protein of 2118 amino acids. Gene Ontology annotation, molecular function: DNA binding; DNA-binding transcription factor activity, RNA polymerase II-specific. The record is from RefSeq and is a predicted model, not a curated record. NCBI's taxonomy places the organism in Eukaryota, Metazoa, Arthropoda, Insecta, Diptera, Drosophilidae. The transcript has 12 exons. Gene Ontology annotation, biological process: regulation of DNA-templated transcription.
CAACAACAACAACAACAAACAACAAAAAACAAACAACUCAAGAGAAUCGCACAAAUCCAAAGACAGCCCACGAAUGCAGCCAACAUUGCCACAAGCCGCUGGGACAGCCGAUAUGGAUCUGACGGCUGUUCAAUCAAUCAACGAUUGGUUUUUCAAAAAGGAGCAAAUUUAUUUAUUGGCACAAUUUUGGCAACAGCGCGCUACACUAGCCGAGAAGGAAGUGAACACCCUCAAGGAGCAACUUUCGACUGGCACGCCCGGCAGCAACAGCGACAGCAACAGCGACAACAACAACACAGCAGAAUCAGCAGCAGUAGCAGCAGCAGCAGCAUCAUCAUUGGCCAGCGGCGAAGAGGAAGCCACUGGCAACAGCGAAAGCGACAGCGACAAGCUGCUGAAUAGCUCGAUUGUUGCAGCGGCCAUAACGCUGCAACAGAACGGCGGCAAUCUGCUGGCCAACACAAACACACCGUCGCCAUCGCCGCCGUUGCUGAGCGCUGAGCAGCAGCAACAGUUGCAGAGCAGCCUGCAGAACGGCGUCGGCGGCGCCUGCUUAAAUCCCAAGCUCUUCUUCAAUCACGCAAAGCAAAUGAUGAUGGAAGCGGCAGCAGCUGCUGCAGCGGCGGCAGCGGCAGCCCAACAGCAACAGCAGCAACAAUCGCCCAUGCACUCGCCCGUUGCUGUAGCCAACAACACAAUUGCAGCAAAUGCAACAACCACAACAACAGCCGCAGCAGCAGCUGCAGCAGACGACGACGAAGAGGAGGAUGCAUCCAUGCAAUCGAAUGUGGCGCAUGCCGAUGGUGAUCUAGAUGACGAUGAUAUGGAGCUAGAGCCGGACCAUGUGGCUGAGUCGGGCAGUGCUGCUGCCGCUGAGCCAUUGCAAGAGGAUGAGGUCGAAGCUAGUUUAAAUGUUAGCAAAAAUCACAACAACAACAACACCAAUACUGAUAGCAACAAUAGCUGUAGUCGAAAGAACAAGAACAACAACAACAACAGUGAAACGCAACAUGUUGCACUGCGUGAUAAUAAUGUAAAUGAGCAACAUGUGGCACAUAGCGCCGAGGACGACGAUUGCACCAAUAACAAUACUAACACAAACAACAACAACAACAAUGAGAAGCGCAAAAAGCGCAACACCAGCAACAACAAUAAUAACAACAACAACAACCAGCCCGCUGUUCUAUUAGCUGCCAAAGACAAAGAGAUUAAAGCACUUUUGGAUGAGUUGCAACGGCUGCGCGCUCUUGAACAAACUCACCUGAUACAAAUCCAGAGGCUCGAAGAGCAUUUGGAGGUGAAGCGACAGCAUAUUAUGCGUUUGGAAGCGCGCUUGGAUAAGCAACAGAUAAAUGAGGCACUCGCCGAGGCUACUGCAUUGGCGGCCGCUGUUAACGCAGCCGCAACAAAUAAUAACAACAAUAGCAACAGCAACAACAAUAAUAACAGCAACAAUAACAACAAUCACAGUAGCCAGAGCAGCGACAAUAACAACGCAUUCAAAACAAAACUAACAUCGACCCAUCAGCACAACGACGAUGAUGACGAUGACGAUGACAAUGAUCAUGAUAAUGAGCUGCGCGAUGCGGACGAUGAUGAGGAUAUGGACAACAGCGAGCAGCAACAUGCCGCCAUGGUAAACAAUCGGAUCGACGAUGCAACCGAUAAGGAUGAUGCCGAGGAGCAGGAUGCCGAAAUGUCCAAUGCCACAGCCACAGCGGAAAGCAAUGAGCUGAAAAUCAAAAAAGAGCAGCACAGUCCACUGGACCUGAAUGUACUCAGUCCACAGUCGGCCAUUGCCACAGCCGCGGCGGCCGCAGCAGCCGCUGCCUGCGCCAACGAUCCCAACAAAUUCCAAGCUCUGCUCCUGGAACGCACCAAGGCACUGGCCGCCGAGGCGCUCAAGAAUGGCACCAGCGAUCCAGCCAGCGAUGACGCAUUCCAGCAACAACAGCAGCAACAACAACAACAACAACAGCAACAACAACAACACUAUCAACAGCAACAACAUGGACCCUCGUCCACUGUGCUGCUCAGUCAAUUGCCACUAAAUCAUCAUCAUCAUGGCCACCACCAUGGCCAUUCGCAUGGACAGCUUUUGCAUGCGGGACACCAUCUGCAUCAUGGCGCCGACUCGAACUCAUCUAGCGCCAACAGCACGCCAAAUAGCACCGCCCAACUGGCAGCCAGCAUUGCCAGUACGCUGAACGGCAAUAAGUCGCUGUUGCAGGCAGCGGCCGCUGCCAAUGUCGUUGCCGAGGACAACAAUAACAGUCUGACGCCGAACGCGAAUGCGGCAGUUGCCGCCGCGGCGAUGGCUGCACAUGCACAGCAUGCCGCCGCACUGGGUGCACCCAAUUUUCUGCCCAAUCUGCCCAGCCUGCCGGCAUUCCAGUUUGCGGCCGCAGCAGCCGCUGGCCAGGAUGCCCGUGCGCAUUUUCGGUUUGCGGAUGCUGAGCUGCAACUGCAGCCGGGCGUAUCGAUGGCCGGCCGACUGGGUGAAUCCCUGAUACCCAAAGGUGAUCCCAUGGAGGCCAAGCUGCAGGAGAUGCUGCGCUACAACAUGGACAAAUAUGCGAACCAAGCGCUCGACACGCUACACAUCUCGAGGCGCGUACGCGAGCUGCUCUCCGUGCACAACAUCGGGCAGCGUCUGUUUGCCAAAUACAUAUUGGGCCUGUCCCAGGGCACCGUCUCCGAGCUGCUGAGCAAGCCAAAGCCCUGGGAUAAGCUGACCGAGAAAGGUCGUGACAGCUACCGCAAGAUGCAUGCCUGGGCCUGUGAUGAUAAUGCCGUCAUGCUGCUCAAAUCCCUCAUACCCAAGAAAGAUUCCGGACUGCCACAGUAUGCUGGUCGCGGCGCUGGCGGCGAUGAUUCCAUGUCUGAGGAUCGCCUCGCACACAUACUCAGCGAGGCCUCGUCCCUGAUGAAGAGCAACGUGGUUGCCGCCCAGCAGCAGCAGGAGCAUCAGCGUCGCCAUGCCGGCGACGAUACGCACAGCAAUGAGGACAGCAAAUCGCCGCCACAGAGCUGCAGCUCGCCCUUCUUCAAGGUGGAGCAUCAGAUCAAGCAGCAGCAGCAACAGCAGCUGCAUGUCUCCGAGCAUGCGCAGCGUGAGCAGCGCGAAGCGCAGCAGCAACGCGAGCAGCGCGAACAGCGUGAAGCCGCGCAGCGUGAACAGCAGCAGCGUUUGCGUCACGAGGAUCUGGCACAGGACAAAAUGGCGCGUCUCUAUCAGGAGCUAAUGGCGCGUACUCCACGCGAAGCAGCCUUCCCCAGCUUUUUGUUGUCGCCGUUCUUUGGCGGAGCCGCGGCCAUGCCUGGAGCAGCUGGCAAUCCAUUCCCCGCGGCAAUGGCCGCCGAUGAGAAUAUGCGUCAUGCAUUCGAGCGUGAGAUCGUUAAGCUGCAACAGCAGCAGCAGCAGCAACAGCAGGCGCAGGCCGCCAGUUUUCCCAACUUUUCCAGUUUGAUAGCACUGCAGCAGCAGGUGCUGAACGGUGCGCAGGAUUUGUCGCUGGCCGGCAAGGAUAUUAAAUUGAACGGACAGCGCUCGUCCCUGGAGCAGCACAGCGGCAGCAGCAGCUCCAAGGAUGGCGAACGCGGCGACGAUGCUGAGCGCAGUUUCCCUGCACUGCCGCAUGUUCGCAAAUCCGAAGGCGGCAAUACGCCUGCACCGCCAGCACCACCAGCACCGCCCGCCGCAGUCAGCAGCAGCAAUCCGAAUGUCGCGACAGCCGCAGCGGUUGCCAGCGGCCAUGGCAGCAACUCGGCGGCACCCAGUCCAUUGAGCAACUCGAUACUGCCACCGGCUCUGAGCAGCCAGGGCGAGGAGUUUGCGGCGACAGCCAGUCCCCUGCAACGGAUGGCAUCCAUAACCAAUUCGUUGAUCACACAGCCGCCGGUUACGCCGCAUCAUGCACAGCCACAGCGGCCCACAAAGGCGGUGCUGCCACCCAUUACCCAGCAACAGUUCGAUAUGUUCAACAAUCUGAACACGGAGGACAUUGUGCGGCGCGUCAAGGAGGCAUUGUCUCAGUACAGCAUCUCACAGCGGCUAUUCGGCGAAUCCGUGUUGGGUCUGUCGCAGGGUUCCGUAUCCGAUCUGCUUGCCAGGCCCAAGCCCUGGCACAUGCUCACCCAGAAGGGACGUGAGCCGUUCAUACGCAUGAAAAUGUUUCUCGAGGAUGAGAAUGCAGUGCACAAGCUGGUCGCCAGUCAGUACAAGAUAGCGCCCGAAAAGCUGAUGCGCACGGGCAGCUACAGCGGCAGCCCUCAGAUGCCGCAGGGACUGGCCAACAAGAUGCAGGCCACGCUACCCAUGCAGAAGAUGAUGAACGAACUGAAGCUACAGGAGCCAGCCCAAGCGCAGCACAUCAUGCAACAGAUGCACGCAGCGGCCGCGAUGUCAGCGGCCAUGCAACAGCAGCAACAGGCAGCUGCUGCCCAAGCCGCCGCCGUGCAGCAGGCCCAGGCCCAAGCCCAGGCACAGCAGAGCCAGCAGCAGCAGCAGGCCCAGCAGCAGGCACAGCAGCAGGCACAGCUACUGCAUCAUCAGAAUAUGCUGCUGACAUCGCCGGGCUUGCCGCCACAGCAUGCAAUCAGUCUGCCAGCGGCCAGCACGCCCGGUGGCCAGCCCGUUGGUAAUCCGGCUGCAGCCUCCACGCCGGUCAGCGGCGAGAAGAAGCCGAUGAUGAUGCCGGUGCAUGGUGGAGCACACGCGCCAAAUGCCAUGCGCAGUCUGCAUCAGCAUAUGUCGCCAACCGUAUAUGAGAUGGCCGCAUUGACACAGGAUCUGGACACGCACGAUAUAACCACCAAGAUUAAGGAGGCACUGCUCGCCAACAACAUUGGCCAGAAGAUCUUUGGCGAGGCGGUGUUGGGGCUAUCGCAGGGCUCUGUUUCGGAGCUGCUUAGCAAACCGAAGCCCUGGCACAUGCUCUCCAUCAAGGGUCGCGAGCCGUUCAUCCGCAUGCAACUUUGGCUGAGCGAUGCCAACAAUGUGGAGCGUUUACAGCUGCUGAAGAACGAGCGACGGGAGGCGAGCAAGCGCCGACGCAGCACCGGGCCCAAUCAACAGGACAACAGCAGCGAUACGUCGAGCAAUGAUACGAACGAUUUCUAUACAAGCAGCCCGGGUCCGGGUUCGGUGGGUUCAUCGGUGGGCGGUGCACCGCCCAGCAAGAAGCAGCGUGUGCUCUUCUCCGAGGAGCAAAAGGAGGCGCUGCGCUUGGCCUUUGCCCUCGAUCCGUAUCCAAAUGUGGGCACCAUCGAGUUUCUGGCCAACGAGCUGAGCCUGGCCACGCGCACCAUCACCAACUGGUUCCACAAUCAUCGCAUGCGGCUCAAGCAGCAGGUACCCCACGGCCAGCCUGGCCAGGACAAUCCCAUACCCAGUCGCGAGAACACCAAUGCCACGCCCUUCGAUCCCGUCCAGUUUCGCAUACUGCUGCAGCAGCGUCUCGUCGAGCUACAUAAGGAGCGCAUGGGUCUGAGUGGUGCGCCCAUACCAUACCCACCGUACUUUGCCGCCGCCGCGCUGCUUGGACGCAGCCUGGCUGGCAUACCGGGCGCUGCAGCGGCUGCUGGUGCGGCGGCAGCUGCGGCUGCUGCGGUCGGCGCCGCCGGCGGUGAUGAGCUGCAGGCACUGAAUCAGGCCUUCAAGGAGCAGAUGAGCGGGCUGGAUUUGUCGAUGCCAACGCUGAAGCGCGAGCGCACCGAUGAUUAUCAGGAUGAACUGGAGCUGGAUGCCAGCGCUCACAAUAUGAGCGACAACGAGUCCAUUGAGGGCAGCCACGAGCCGGAGAGCACGCCCAUAUCUGACUAUGAAAAGGCGCUGCAGAAGUCCGCGCUCGCCUCAGCCGCCGCCGCUGCCGCCUACAUGAGCAAUGCGGCGCGCAGCUCGCGUCGCAAGCCGGCGGCACCACAGUGGGUCAAUCCGGCGGCCGCUGGCACGCCCGCAGCAGCUGGCGCAGCUAUCGCCGCUGUUGGCGGCGUCGCUGCCGGCGACACCAGCAGCAACAGCGAGCGCAUCAUAAACGGCGUCUGCGUCAUGCAGGCCUCCGAUUACGGUCGCGAUGAGACCGACAGCGUCAAGGGCGGCGACUCCAAUGCAGAUGCGGAGCACGAGGAUCAUGCGCAGCUGGAGAUUGAUCAGCGCUUCAUGGAGCCCGAGGUUCACAUCAAGCAGGAGGAGAACGACGAUGACGAACAGUCGUCGCUGGCGCAGCUGCAGCAGCCGGACGAGGAUGCCUUGCGCCUCGCCAGCGAUGCGGAAAAGCAGCUGAAGGUAAUCAACGAGGAGAAGCUGCGACUGGUGCGCGUGCGUCGGCUGAGCAGUAAUGGUGACGCCGACGAGCACUGCGCCGCAGCGCAGCAGGCGACAGCAGCAGCAGCAGCUGCGGCGCCGGCAACAGCAGCGUGGAACUACUAAGCCAGCGAACUGGCAGAGGAACCAGCAACUCCGGAGAGUGCAAUGCAGAUGACGUUUACUUGUGAUUAAGUUUGGCAGCGGCCC